GUUUACAGUGGUGAUAGCGAUGGUACUCGAUUCGUUUAAAUUAUCAUCUAAAUCUAAAACAUCUUUUGAAAGCUAUCCGGAAUUACUGAACUAUCAAGUAACGUGGGAAGAGAAAUUUAAAACGGUUAUCACUUCUGUAUUCUAUUUAUUGGUCACAAUUAUUAUUGGAAUACCUUUAUGGUGGAAAACCACUACACCUUAUCAUGCUGCAUUGCCGUAUGAUGAGAUUCAACUAUUAAGCGCACGUAAAGUUGAAAUAACUGUACCAAUCAAUGUUCUCAAUUUUCAUACUGAACUUGAUGAUCAAAAAUUAAAUCAAAUUAGUGAAAUAUUUGCUCGUUUUAAUUUGAAGCAACAAACAAUGAUGGAGGAAAAUGCAUCUGAUAAAAUUUUCAUUAAUUAUCAUGUAAAUACCAGACAAAUGAUGAAUCAGUUAGAAAUCCAAACAUAUACAAAAUCACUUCCAAAUGAUAUUCUUAAUUUUUGGAUCACAUUUGAAAAGAAUUUAAGCUUAUUGAAUGUGUUCAAUAUAAAAGAAACCAUAAAGAACCAUGAAAAUGAUCGUCUUAUUGAACAAAAAACGAACAAUAGUUCAUCUGUUUAUCAUUUCAUACUGUUACCAAUAGUCAACAACAACAAUGAUUUAUGGUUAGAUGGAAUAAAUUUCAAAAAACAUAUUACAUCAAUGAAACCAUUUUCAAUUGUUAGAAAUUUACUGCAUUUGAAUUUAAUCUACGUUUUCAUUCCACAAACAAUCAUGUCAAGUGGAAAUAGCCACAUUUCAGAAUUACUAGCAUUACAUAUGAAAUACUUAUUAGACAAUGUCUUCAUACAAACCAGUCAUCUUAUGAAACUUGUACGAAAAUACGAUAAUCCUGUGAAAUUUUCACGUGAUCAGCACAAUGGAGUCUCAAAAAUUAUAGAUGAAUCAUUGUCUGUAUCUAGUGUAUACGAUGUAACUGUUACAGUACUCACACUCGACGGUUCUGUUUCACAAUUAGUAAAAGAAUCUAAUGAAAUAUCAGAUUGGACCAAUGAAAUGCUGGUUAAUCCUAUACCAUGGUUAGAAGCACAUGUAGGAUCAGCUUUCAAACAUUGGUCACCUUUUGUCCAAGUGGAUUUCUAUUCACAGAGGCUUUAUGGAGUUAAUGUUGAGCUGUUUAAAAAAAGUCGACUAUCGAAAACCGGAAACCAUACAUUUUACUCUCAGGAUGAUAUAUCCAAUCUUAUCAAUUAUUUGGAAUCAUUUCUGGGACCUCCCCAAACAGCUUAUGCAGAUAAUCGCGAUGUGGCUCACUCCAACCCAGGUUUACACCUUAUUUUGUUAUUAAACACUUUUAGAAGGAAUAAUUCAACCGUGGCUGAUUGUCCCUUACCUUUGAGAUUUCACAUAUCAUCAUCAUCAUCAGCUAUGGUAAUAAGCGACUAUGCGCUUGUACCUCAGUGGGGUGGUCUGUUUUCCAUUGAUGCUUCUGAUUGCAUGACAAGAACUGGAUCAACAAAUAUGAUUGCACAAAAAAUGAUUUAUGUAAUACGUUCAAUAUUAGGUUUUCCACAAAUCAAAGAGAUGAAUUUCGAUCGGGGUGUAGAUAAUAGUCAAGCUUAUCAUAUUCAAUCUAACAUGGACUUAAAUGGUAAAACAACGAAUUGGGAGCUAAAUUCGUGGUUUCUUCGAAGCACUGUUGAAUGUCUUACUGAGACGAAACGAACUAUAGAAUCGUUAGUAAACUUACUACAACGUCUCCCAAAUAUGAUCAUACGAGAUGAUGUUGCUCAUAAAGUAUAUCAAUCAUGUUCAAAUUGGUCAUUAACUCUUGAUAGUCUCAGAAAUCCUGAUGUAAUAAACGAGUCGUCACAUAGUAAGACUAUGUGCUCCUUUGGUGUUACAUUCCAAUAUGCACACAAUGCUUUAAGUUCUUCAAAUGGUGCAUUUUUCGACCAUAGUCUUCUUGGUCUUCUAUAUUUCGAGGAUGAUCAGAAAUAUGGUAUUUAUACACCGCUUUUCGUACCAGUGGGCUUUGCCCUAUUUCUAUCAACAUAUCGAAUAUUUAAAAUAAUAUCCCGUCACAAAAACCAAUAAGAAAAUUAUUUUUAUAUACAUUGAUUUUUCACAUUUACUCAUACCAGCAAAAAUAAAUUUUUAUACAACUACGUUUUAUCAUUCUACUAGCUGGCAGCUAUACAUCUGUACAUUUUAGAAAAAGUUAAUAUGGUAAAUCAUGACUGCGUAGUGCAAAUUAUGAGCAUAUAAGAGUUUUUAGAUCAUCCUUAAAAUUGGCAUAAUCUUUGUUAAAGAGAACACUCUCGGUUCUUUUACUUAUCACUCUACUGGACGUUGCGCCGAAAACUUCACGCCUACUUUGGUUGAUUUGUUUGGCAAGUCUUAUCAGUUCAGGAUCAGCCUUGCUGGUUCU
Messenger RNA from Schistosoma turkestanicum, 2414 nucleotides. Lineage: Eukaryota; Metazoa; Platyhelminthes; Trematoda; Strigeidida; Schistosomatidae. The record is from the annotation of a GenBank genome assembly.